Linum trigynum is the source of this 4769-nucleotide messenger RNA. NCBI's taxonomy places the organism in Eukaryota, Viridiplantae, Streptophyta, Magnoliopsida, Malpighiales, Linaceae. The record is from the annotation of a GenBank genome assembly.
AAAACUUGAGAGCAAACGACAAAAUUAGGGUUACCUCCAAUAUGCUAAUAAACUCGAUCGACGUAAUAAGGCACAAAAUUAGACACUCCGUAUCUAUCAGUUCCAGUAGGUUGAAUAAAGAAUCGACCUAGCUGCAAAAACCAUAAACCUAAAGGUCCAAUAGUCACCACUCUCUGUUGUAGAACCAAAUUUUUAUCUCAAGAGACAUAUGUUUCAAUAAAAAAUUCAGUCUCUAAUCCUCCUUCUACAACUCCAUUUAUUGAACUCCAUUCUAUUUGUCAUGGAUUGAUAUCGGAGUUGAAAUCUUCUACUUGCCUAGCUUAAAUCCCCAAUAAUAAAAUCGUAGUGCCAAGAGAUACCAAAAGAUUGAUUUCAAAGGCGGCCUUGUAUUGAAAAGUGAAAGGGGCGUAAACUAUUGCACGAUAGAGGAAAUUUUGGAGGAAGUUAAAAGAGAUAAGAACAAAGAUAAAAAAAGCACUAAAUUUAAAUUUAAAUUGAAAAUUUCAAGGAUACAACACGCAGUAACAUAAUUAGUUUCUUCUAUGGUAGCCAAUUACCAAUCUACCUUUAGCAAAAAAAUUAAGGCGAGAGCAAAAAAAUUUAAAAUUGAGAAAAUUACAUGAAACUCUAGCUACUAUGAAAACUGAAGUAUCAAGCACCAUAAAAAUAUAUACGGUAGACUUAGUGGGCUUGGUAAUCAUGAUGGGAAAUUCAUCCAAUUUUCAGAGUCUAACUUUGUGUAUGCUUUGUACUAAAAAAGAUACAACAAAUUUGUUUAGUGUAAUUGGUUGUAAUUGUUGUCUUUCUUUUAAGAGACCCGGGUUCGAAUCCUCAUAUUGAUAUUUUUAUAUGAGAUAAAUAUUUAAUUGUAAAGACAAAAAUGUCCUUCCUACUUUCACUCUCGUUGCAGGAAAUUUGGAAUGGAGAAAAAUUCACAAAACUCUACCAUAUAUUAUUAGAGGAUAUAAAUAAAUGGGUUACUGUCAUGUUUAAUGAUCUGAUGAUUGAGGCAGCUGGGGUUUGGAACACAGGGGUGUGGUGCAUUUAGCUGUGUGUUUUCCAUGACUACUACUCUUUGGUCUAAGGACAAUUUACAAUUAAUUAUAAGGGAUUAAUGGCUAUAUAAAAUAGCUCAACAUUAAGAAUAAUAUUAUUGCAAUUAGGUCUUGGGUAGUUGGAAUUUUGAGAUUGAUCACUCCUAGGUAACUAGUUGGAUUCAUUUGGAAAGGUGGUUUAGCAAUGUGGUUAUGUUUUCGGACAAGGAAUUUUUUUUUAUGGGUAAACCGGUUAUGUAAUAAUUAAGUUUGGUAUUAUAAAACUAAGCAAUCGAGUCAAGCUAGCACGCGUGCUUCACAAACUGAACAAGACUUAGCUCAUGUUCGGCUCAUUAAUAAACAAGUUGAAUUUCAAACAAAAUUUUCCCGACUCAAGUGAAGCAGCUCGACUCAUUACCAUCCUAAUUUUAAACAAAACAUAGAUUUUCACUUUCAGAAUAUUCACUGGCGGAUCCAGGGGGUGGCCGCCCCAGCCCUCCUCUGGAUCCGGUGUUAGUAUAGUCUUUAUGAAUUUUUCGAUUUUAGACAUUCGACCCCUUGUUAUUCUAUAAUAAGAUUGGGUAUAAUUAGAAAACUGAUUCCGAUAAAAAAAAAUCUAGAUUUAGCCUAGAAAUUUUAGCUCUAAAGAUUAUUCGUUUAAAAAAACAAUGAAACCUCAAAGUCUAAAAUGUAAAAGACUAAAAGAUAUAUGAGGUUUGUUUCCUUGAAAAUUUAGUAAUUUACUAGAGCAGCUAGUGGAUAUAGGGAUGGACACACAAUGCAAAUUGAUUAGUUGAUUGAUUUGUCUAGUGUUGACGCUGCUAAUUCCAACAGCUACUACAAAGAGAACCUUUUCAACAAUGAAACAUGUGAAAACUUAUUUGCGCAAUAAAAUAAGCGAUGAAUUUCUCGCCGACUGCUCAAGUAUUUUAUUUGAAACAGUGUAUACUAUUGGUAUGGAUGUGGACUCCAUUAUUGAUGCAUUUGCUAAAUUAAAAUACCGUUGUGUACAAUUGACAUUGUAAAAAAAAUUAUAGUAAUUAUUUUUUUACGAUUCUAAUUUUCUAAUGAAAUACGGUCCAGUGCUCUUCUGUGUUCUGGAUCCGCCGCUGGACAUAUUGAUAGGCUGUUUGCAUUGGUUUAGUUGGGUGGGAUCGUAUUAUUAUUGUCUCGGACUCAAGAAUGACAAAGUUGACUGGGCGUUGCUGGCAUAUAGUUUUGGGUUUUUCCAGCCUAAAAGUGAUGGACUUCGGACAUUGAUCACUAUUCACUACCUUGCAAUUUGUUUCCCUUCUUUUCCUUAUCAAAGCAAAGUUUUUUGAUGAGUGAUCACCUUGCAUUUUUGUAGUUAUCUAGAAUGAAAAAUAGUAACGUAAGUUCGAUCCGAAAAAUUUCAAUCAGAAAGCAAAAUUGGUAUGUAAUAUUUAGCGCUAGCGGUAUGAAACAGUUGAACCAUAAUAGAACCACGUUUCAGCAUAAAAUAUCCUAUCACAUACAUUUUCGAUACAACCUCCGAUACGAUUUUUCAAUCAUUGGUUAAAAGGUCAAUAUAUUUAAACUAGAAACUAUCAAUCAAAUUUGUACUGAAAUUAUUAUAGAAAGAAUAAAAUAAAAACUAAAUUCUACUGAUUGAGGGAGAAAGAAAAGACGUCAAUCCUACUUCCUCUUCUCUUUGUACUCUCACAAACACUUCCAUCUUCUCAACUUCUUUAUGGCUGUGAUAAUAAUUCAUCAUUAAAACAAUUUAUCCAUGCUUUGAAAGAAAUGUUAUACCGUUAUUUGUCAGAAAAUAAUAAUUGAUUACAUCUUGAUCUGCUUAACUAAAACUGAAAAUGAAUUAAAAAAAAAAGUCUAGAUGAACUUAAGCACUUAAUUAAGGAGAUACCUUUUAACUAGGGAUGGGCAUAGGGUGGGUCGGAUGGAUUUUGACCAUAAAAUGCACUCAUCACUCUUAAACGGAUUGAUAAUUUUUAACCCACCACCCACCUACAUUUCGUCUCGAGUUGGGUCGGAUGGAUGGUGGAUGAUGCGGGUGGGUUUGCGAAUUCACCCACAUCACAGUGUACAUAAUUCAAAUGAGUCAACUUGACAUAAUAAUCGAUGGAGAGUGUUAUCGCGCGGAAACAAGAAGAUGGAAUAGGGGUGAAAUGUUGAAUUAGUUAUGAAUUUUAUAGAAAUUCCAUUAUGGAGGAUUUUUCUACAGAUGGAGAUUAUUAUCAAGCGCAAGGGACUAACGAAAAUAAUUCACUGGACGAAAGAGAGGUUAUCUAGGCAUAACAAUUAGAGGAAAAAAUAAAGGGAAGAAGAGGGGAUUCUGAUUUGUAAGAUUGGUUUUGAGAUUCAAUCCCCAAGAGCAACCCUAGUUUCUGUCUAAUGUCUCCACUCUUCACUCUCUCUAGGGCCUACAACUUUGUUCUUUUUGCUGUUGUGUUGAGCGGGUCACUCGCGCACCCGCCCACAACUCAUCCGCCACCCAGCAGAUGACUCUCAACGCAACCCGUCACCCACCCACAUAAUCAAAAUUCGGGUCAAAUACGGGUGGAUCGACUGAAAACCAUGGUUGAUCCGCCCACAUACCCAGCCCUACCUUUAACCACAUAAUCUCCUCUCCUCAACUAAGACCGAAAAUGAAACGUUCAUUAGAAAGUGAUAGAUAAUUAGAAGGAAUUAAUCCCAUUUGAUCAGAGAGAGCUAGCAUAGAGCAAAACGGAAGUCGAUAAACCAAACAGUAAUAAUAACGAUUCUCUCCUUCUCUGAGUUCUCUCUCUCUCACACACUUGUUUUUCUCAUCCCUAAGCAAUGCAGCGGCAGUCGCUAGGCUCUCCGGUCUCCAAGCUCCACUUCCAUGGCGGAUCCGACGACACCGAGGGGUGCGACAAUUCCGGCACCUCCUCGCUCUCUCCUCCUCCUUCACUCCUGCUCGAUUCCGACGACCGCCGCCUCAAAACAGCCAAAUUACCUUCUCGCCGCCUCUCCACUUCCGCUUCCUCAUCCUCCUCGCCGACUCCGACUCCGGAGAAGCUCAUCCACCUGAUUCCGAUCAUCCUCCUCUCCUGCUUCCUCAUCCUCUACCUCGUCUCCAACAAUCCCUCCCAAUCAAAUUCGCCGGAAUUUAUCCGUUUGAAGCACACAGCUUCGAUCGAGAUUGAUUCCGCCGUCGCCGACAGCAAGCUGGGCGAGCUCAGAGCCAGGGAAGUGAUGCCGAUUCGGAGCUUCAGGAACUUGCAGGAGACGGCGCCCAGAGACGCGCGCAGAAUGUCCAGCUCCCAACACCGGAAAUUCGCCGGGCUUUGAAACGGAACCCCCAUCCGUCCGCCGCCACGAUAAGUUAAAACAAAACCGUAAUUUUCGUCCGGCCACCGACAGCUAUUUCCAGCUCCAUCCUGCACUGUAAAUCCGCAAUUUUAAUUUGAAUUAGUUGAUGUGGAUUAAAUUUUUUCGUUUGAUGUGAGCUUCUUUUUGGAUUGUGCGUGACUCGUUUGGUUGUGAUUGGCUGGAUAGAAGAGUAGUGAUUGAUUUGAGUAAUUAGUGUGAUAAAUUAGUGAAAGACACCGGGAUUAAGGAUAUAUGAUUUAAUUAGAAGAGAGGAAGGGAAGUGUGGUAACGUGCGCUGCAGAAUCGGAGGGUGAGUGAGUGGCGCUGCUUGCUUUGAUAUGAUUAUAUGUAUGAUCAUUGAUUGUGCGGUCCAGCUGGAGAAUUAAAUGGGCCGUCCCACAAUAAAGUUAGGGUGAUAAC